GUAUGGUGCAAUCCAGCAUUCGCAACAAGUAUGUCUCGCAGUGAACAGAGUGAGAGAAUAUAUGUUGCGGAUGUUAUGAUGCCUUUGCUUCGAGCAACUCUAGAGAAUUUCCCAAAUAGUAAUCUCUGCUUGAAGGAUUCCCAAAAUUGGGAAGAAACCAGAUGUUAUAGUAUUGGUGAAGUAUGGAAAGAAGAUGAUGAUGUAGUGAAGUUAUGGAGGGAAGCAUUGGACAGGAUAAGUUACGUUAGUACAUCAUACAGACCGGCUCACAACCAAUUUGGAAUUGUAGGAAUCAAGUUGCUAGAGAGAGAUACCACUAACAAUAGAUAUACCAUAGUACAUGAAACCUCUAAUAUGCUUAUCAUUAACUUGAGACGAGCACUUGAACAAGCAAAUACCAAUCUAUCUCGAAAUAUUCAACCGAGCCCUACAAUAUCCUCUCUAUGUAGAGAAGAACAAAAAAAAACAAGAGCCAAAAAGAUAAGUGAUAUGAAUCAUCCUUUACAUAAAGGUGGAAGUCCUGGUGGCUGA
Racocetra persica is the source of this 531-nucleotide messenger RNA. Lineage: Eukaryota; Fungi; Glomeromycota; Glomeromycetes; Diversisporales; Gigasporaceae. The record is from the annotation of a GenBank genome assembly.